This is a messenger RNA of Polistes canadensis, 2025 nucleotides long. RefSeq names its product RNA-binding protein Rsf1-like (gene Rsf1). The coding region runs from base 169 to 780 and encodes 203 amino acids. The transcript is spliced from 3 exons. Gene Ontology annotation, molecular function: RNA binding. NCBI's taxonomy places the organism in Eukaryota, Metazoa, Arthropoda, Insecta, Hymenoptera, Vespidae. The record is from RefSeq and is a predicted model, not a curated record.
UGUGCGAUGUGGACCCCUACUGAUUCGCUUCUAUUGAUUCCGUUGUGUGCAUCAUUCUGCCGUCGUAGCUGUUUAUUUCUUUCUACGGUUAUUUAUCAAAUAAUCAAAUCGUCCUUUAAUAUUGUGCUUCGUCAAGAUAAUUACAAAAGAAAGUGAAAGGGAUUUAAAAUGACUCCGGAGGGCUAUACUCGUGUCUACGUUGGUGGACUCAAUGAGAGCAUCAAAAAAGAAGACCUACAAAUGGAAUUUGAGAAAUUCGGCAAGCUUAACAAGGUUUGGGUGGCCUUCAAUCCUCCAGGCUUUGCCUUCAUCGAGUUUCUCAAUAUGAAUGAAGCAGAAUUGGCAUGCAAUAGUAUGAAUGGCACAGAAAUAAUGGGUGUCAAGUUAAAAGUGGAAAUUUCACGUGGUAGAGGUCGUGGUGGAGGUAGGGGUGGAGUAGGAUUCAGAGGUAGUCGUGGUACUUCUGGUAGGGAUUUCGGUUCUCGGGGUGGUGCUAGUAUGGGUUAUAGAGGAGGCAAUACGUAUGCAGAUUAUGGGGGCAGCUAUUAUGCAGGCAGGGGUGGUGGAAGUAGAGGUAGAGGACGCUACGGAGAAGAUUAUAUGUCCAAUCGUACCAGUGGGUAUGUUACUCGAGACGGAUAUAUGCAAGAUGCCUAUGGUACUACUAGCGGAGACACCGGCAUGGAAUACUACACUGGCAAGGAUACUGGCACAUCGAGGUACAGAAGCCGCUCUCCGGCUGGCCGUGGCAGUCAUCGUCAUCUACGUGAAUGCACAUAAAAGAACUACGCUGCGUUGCCAAUCUGAACUGCGGGCCAAUCACCCACCCGCCUCGACGACUACAUUUCUAUCCAAUCUACGCAGCGACGUGUAUAUACACAAGAACGACCAUUGCAGUUUAUGCUGCAAUAAAUAUUUGCAUUAUAUGAUCUGAUGUGACAGACUGUGGUCGUUGCCACUUUUCUUAAUUAACAGUUCAUAAGAUUCUGUAAAAGUUCUAUGCUCGAUAUCAAAUGGGGAGAAAGAUAAGACUCUAUUUGUUGACAUUUAGAGCUUUAACUCGUAAGAGUUAUAACAUUAAUUGUGAAAACCAAUUUAUUUCUUGGGUAAAACACCCUAUUUCUUUAUAUUUUAUAAGAUACAUUUUUUACAUAAAUCAUGGGUCUUAGAUUAAAUUCGUUUAAUAGUUACAUCCAUGGUACUUAUGCAAGUUUAAAAACGUAUUUGCAUUUUUUCUACUUACCUGAAGGUAGCGAAGAAUGGAGAUAAUUUAAGCUUGAUAUAGUAAUCAUGAAGUUUGUAUAAUUAGAUACCGCGUCUCUGCGUGAAUACAGUCUUUCCAAACUCUCGUUUUCCAGUGUAUUGACGAUACUUCUGAGUACAAUCUUCGUAUAUCUAGUUAAAACCUUGCUUAUGAUCGUGCGUGUAGAAACGUUUUCAUAUAGGUCCAAAAGAGAGGAAACAAAAAGAAAAAGAAAGAACUAUGCGCAAUACAACCAAAUGCAAACUGCUGCUCGUAUAUGGCCUAUCGUGCUAACGCACUAACAAACAGUCUAGGCCCCAACAAAUUUUGAUACACAAAUAGUGUGUGCAAUCAAAAGUACGAGAUCGUGAGACGUUCUUGCAGGCUAUACUUUAUGCUUCUUUCUAGCAAUAUAUGUGCAUAAACAGUCCUGCAUUUGGAAGCAUCUAUGAGCGUCUCCUUCUAGAUUUUUUUAGACUUUGAAAGAUAAAAUGAUAAAAUUAUGGUAAUGUUUUACCUCGACUGUACAUGACUUGGAAUUGGAAACGUAUUAAAUGAUUUGCGCUCACUACUGCCCGCCACCCUGCCUGCCUGUCUGCCUGCCUGCCUGAUUACUCUCUCAGUGUCUAUAUCCAAUGAAAAUCUUCUCUCGUUGUUUUCCCUUUAGUUCCUUUUUAAGGAAAAUUUUAAAAGGAACUGAAUUUUCACUAAAUUCAGAUAUCGCAAGUGCCUUUGACUUAUAAAUAUGAGUAUAAAGCUAUCUCCAAGUUUGGUCAAUUACA